AUUGACUUUUGUCGUCUUGGGUCUAGGUGAAAUGACGAUGGAUACCAUCUUGGCGCGACUGAAACUCCUGAAUUCAGAUGACCUUAGAGAAGAAAUGGUCAAAGCCGGGUUGAAAUGUGGACCCAUUACAUCAACCACCAGGUUCAUUUUGGAGAAGAAAUUGGCUCGGGCUUUAUCAGAGCACAGUUCACUGCCUUCACACUCUCCUGACCAGGGUGCCGCAGAUGCCCCAGCUCUUGGCCACAAGACACAGAGGCCUGUGCAGUCUGCAGGAGGGAGCCCGGCUGAGCCAGUUGGCUUUUCUGAAGACAGAGAUUUUGGUUAUGGUGUGGGCCUGAAUCCUCCAGAGGAAGAUGCUGUGGCGUCUAAGACCUGCUCAGUGUCUUUUGGUGCCUCAACUGGGGCCAACAGCCACAGAGCCGCACCAAGAGCCUCCGCAGAGCCGCCUGUGUACUAUGGGGUGUGUCCGGCCUACGAGGACGCCCCAGUGAGAAAUGAAAGGAUCCAUGUUUAUGAAGAUAAAAAGGAAGCCUUGCAAGCUGUCAAGAUGAUGAAAGGGUCCCGAUUCAAAGCUUUCACGAGCAGAGAAGAUGCUGAGAAGUUUGCUAGAGGAGUUUGCGACUGCUCCCCUUCACCACGUAAAGCCUCUUUGCCACCUCCUCCUGUGAGGACAGUGCCACUCCUUAGCGAUGGAGGCUUGAGAGAUGGGUUGUACUUGUCUGAGUCAGAAACAGCAAACAAAGAGCGAGCCAACAGCUAUAAAAAUCCUCGUACACAAGACCUCACCGCCAAACUUCGGAGAGCUGUGGAGAAGGGAGAGGAGGACACCUUUUCCGACCUGAUCUGGAGCAAUCCCCGCUAUCUGAUUGGCUCGGGGGACAACCCGACCAUCGUGCAGGAAGGGUGCAGGUACAAUGUCAUGCACGUCGCUGCCAAGGAGAACCAGGCUUCCAUGUGCCAGCUGACCCUGGAGACCCUGGAGAACCCUGAGUUCAUGCGGCUCAUGUACCCUGACGACGAGCCGCCCAUGCUGGAGGAGCGCAUCCGCUACGUGGUGGACCUGUACCUGAACACGCCAGACAGAGUGGGCUACGACACACCGUUGCACUUUGCUUGUAAGUUUGGAAAUGCAGAUGUGGUCAGUGUGCUUUCUUCACACCCUCUGAUUGUAAAAAACCCAAGGAAUAAAUACGAUAAAACACCUGAAGAUGUUAUUUGUGAAAGGAGCAAAAAUAAAUCUGUGGAGCUGAAGGAGCAGAUUAGAGACUAUUUAAAGGGUCACUAUUAUGUGCCCCUCCUGAGAGCAGAGGAUACAUCUUCUCCAGUGAUCGGGGAGCUGUGGUCUUCAGACCAGACCAACGAGGCCUCUCACGUCAGCCACAGUGGAGGCGGCCCCAGGGACCCCGUUCUGACCCUGCGAGCCUUUGUGGGGCCCCUGAGUCCGUCCAAGGCAGAAGACUUUCGCCGACUCUGGAAGACCCCACCCCGAGAGAAAGCGGGCUUCUUUCACAACGUCAGGAAAUCUGAUCCAGAAAGAGGCAUCGAGAGAGUGGGAAGGGAGCUGGCCCACGAGCUGGGGUACCCCUGGGUCGAGUACUGGGACUUUCUGGGCUGUUUUGUUGAUCUGUCUUCCCAGGCAGGCCUGCAAAAACUAGAAGAAUAUCUUACUCAGCAGGAAGUAGGCAAAAAGCCCCAAUACGGCAUGGGAGAAGACGGAGCCUGCUGCCAGGACAACGCUUCGGCCCCCCCGGGCCGUCACCAGAGGUGCAGCAACUCCGUCUCUGUGAGGGCCUUUCUAGACGGGGACGAUGGCGUGAGCGUGGAAGAGACCAAAACCCGGGAGAGCUCGGCUCCAAACGGCAGCCGGCCCCCGGGCGCUGCCCUCGGAGGCUCAGGAUGUGACGACCCUUCCUGGGAACAUACCAGCCCUGUGGAGGCCCCCGCCCCGACCAGCCCCCGCAGCAGCGGACACAGGCUGUGCGGCCGCCUGAGCCGUGAGAAGAGGCCCGAGGCCCUGAAUGGGGAGGGGGCCCUCCUGUCACCUGUCUCCGGCCUGGCUGCUGAGUUCCAUAAACUGAAUUUACAGAAUCUAGGAAGUGGCUUUUCUAAGACACCAGAUGAAAGUGCAAAGACCCCAGCAUCAAACGGGAACACAGGAGAGAAUGACUGGUUAGAACCGCUUGCUGCCGACAAACUUGGAAAUAACCAAAUAAGGACAGAAAACGAAAUGUCAGCUGGAAUUGCUAAAAUGUGCCUGGGCCCCAGGAGUCCUGGGCUUGAGGCCCACCAUGGCUGCAGCUUCGCACCUCUGGAGCCCUCAGGGGUCCCCGCCUCGCAGGAGCCCAGACAGAGGCUCUUCCUUUUGGGAGAAGAGCCAUCCAAGCUGGAUCGCGACGUUCUGGCUGCUCUUGAGUGUGCGGACGUGGACCCUCGGCAGUACCCGGCUGUGCACCGGUGGAGGGGCGCCGUGCUGUGCUACCCGCCCGCAGACAGACAGAGCUGGCCGAGCCCCGCGCUGAAAGGGAAGGUGAAGUCGCAGCUGCUGGAUCUUGGCUGUGCUCCCAGCGGCAGCCCCGGCAGGAGCAGCCCCGUGGCAGGCAGCCCCGGGAAGCCUGGCCCCGCUCCCCACUCCCCCGGCCCAGGCAGCCCCGGGCGCUACAGCCCCGCAAACAGGGGCCACCUCCGCAGGAUGGCGCGCCUGGGCCCACUCCCCGUCUUGUAGGGCCUGAGUGCUGUGGGGCUCUUGGUUCCCCCUUCACUUUUAAAGACAGAAAGGUAAUGUGCUUAUUGCUAAAAUUUCACACACACACACAAAAACAUACAUGUAUUCUGAUUUAUCAAUUCUCGUUUAGAGGGGAACAGUUUUAGAGAAUGCCAACAUUCUGUAUAAAAAUCAGCUUUGUGAGAAGUUGAUGAAAGCACACACAGAUCAGAUUUCCUGAAACCUGUCUGCGUGGUGACGACACAGACUUCAGUUAGCCGUCCCUAGUUGCACACGAGACAGAGGAGGGCUCGGGCUGCCAGCUCGCCAGAUGGCCAGUGAGCGCCCCGUUGGCGGCGGCAGCAUUCCGCCAGCAGCUGCGCUCGCUGCAACUCUGUUCUUAAGAAAAAGGUGAUUUCUGCACUGUCUUCCUUUUCCAGGGAGGGUCUUUGACUUUCUAGUUCCUGAUAGAAAAUCCUCCUUGGCUUUGCCUGUCGAUCUCAUUGGUCAAAGCGGUGACGUGGACGUCCGGGACCCAGUGGACCUUGAAUGUCUUAGACUUGCAGCAACACUCGGAAUUUUAGUCACUGUAAACCUUUAACUGGGUGACCAGAAGAUAAAACUACCUUUUCACUCAGAAAAAAUUGAGCCAUUGGGAGUCGUGCAAACACAGAACUCAUGCACCAGUGGUCACUACAAGAUGUUUUUUCACCAGCACUUGACCUUUCACGGUGCACCUUGUUUAGCUGCCAAUGCAGUGGUGAUAAAAUCAAACUGUUCCCUAGUUUUGAAACGUAUCCCGUAUGCUAGAAUUCAUUUCAGAAAAGAGUGUCACAUUUUAGUACAGAAACUAAAGCUUUGCUUCAGGGGGUGUGUCUGAUCUGGGUUUCGUUACCCUAGCGUGGGUUUAUCUCAGCCUUCCCCGUGGCUCUGCCUCCCGCAGGGUCUGUGUGCAUAGAGCCUGGGAAUCCACGUAGCACCGCAUGCCAAGGACGCCAAGCUGAGGUCUGGUUUCUCCCUGGUGUUACCACUGCUCACACACAAGCAGUAUCCUGGGAACAUCUCCAGUGUUUGAUCCAAAGUGCAAACUACCAAUGCUUCUGCCGACUUCAGUGCCUUUUGUAAAUCACUUUCGAUUCUCCUGGACUUUUUGAGAAUAUACAGGGAUAGGAAGUAGGCAUAGAAGAGCUUUUUUAUUUGUAAAAAUUCUGAUGUGAAACUUGUUUUUUUAAAGUGUUAUUUCUUCACACAAUAACGAGAUAAUAGGUCAGGAAUAUUGGAACCAAGAUUUAGGUUUUAAAAUUCAAAAGGUUGUUACACAGGGUGGUACGACUUGGUGCAGAGACGCUCUAGCUGUAAGACAGAAAACUACGUUCUGUUCUAAAAACCAAACGGCAUGUUUAAAAGGCACCUGUUCUCAGAGAAGUCACACAACACAGGAAUAUUCAUAGGGAUGAUGUGUUCUCCGAAGUCCAGCUGUGCUGUCCUGUGUGUUGUAAAUGUCCAUGUGGAAAUUAAAAGUGGUUUGCCCUAAUUCUGCAGGCUGUUUUCUCAAAUUGAGGCCUUUGACUAUUUUUCCACGUUUACAUGAGGUGGUCCUGGUUGCAGUGAAUGCAUCAUCAUGUGUCCUAUGGCAGGUUUGUCUUUUUAAAACUACUUAAUGAAAUAAGUUAUUUUUAAACCCA
Molecule: messenger RNA, 4386 nt
Organism: Vicugna pacos (alpaca)
Lineage: Eukaryota; Metazoa; Chordata; Mammalia; Artiodactyla; Camelidae
Source: RefSeq, a predicted model, not a curated record